Molecule: messenger RNA, 1754 nt
Organism: Strongylocentrotus purpuratus (purple sea urchin)
Lineage: Eukaryota; Metazoa; Echinodermata; Echinoidea; Camarodonta; Strongylocentrotidae
Product: solute carrier organic anion transporter family member 4A1-like
Exons: 7
Coding region: 134-1546 (470 amino acids)
Biological process (GO): sodium-independent organic anion transport; transmembrane transport
Cellular component (GO): membrane
Source: RefSeq, a predicted model, not a curated record
GUACGCAGAGCUAGCUAGAGAGAGUGCAGUAGGCGUCGGUCAUAUUUCACCAUUUGCAGUUUCAACAUUUGCUGUCAAGAAGAAGACAUUAAAAACCUCAAGCUAGCUCGUGCUCGUGUCAUUAGUUUCAGUCAUGGAUUCCCUGUUUGGUGGUAAUAUGCAGGUGGUUGAUGCAGAUAUUGAGCCUGUGAUAUCAACAGGCCACGACAGACUCACCGAUGAGGAUAACGACCGGAACCCUGUCAAAGGCAACAUGAUCGGUCCGUCAUCAGGCGACCAGCCCCUCCACAAUGAGGGAAUGGACAGACAGUAUGGUACAACAACACCAACGAGCCCAAGAACGAGAUUAGCUAAUGAACAGGGAAGCAGAAGUAAAUCGCCGGGGGCCGUCGCAAGGUACGAAUCCAGAAAUAACAGUAGGGAAGAAGAUGGGGACGAUGAUGCUGUACUGGUACUCGAUGGAAGAGAACACUUAGGAGGACAAGUUGAAACUCCGGUCAGGGAGAAUGGAAGUCGGGACAGGGUAGACGAAGAUGCUAUUGCCACGGUUACCAGUGAUGCAAUUUCCGAGAUUGUGCAUUCAGAUGUUGAAGAUCUUUCACGAUGUGGCUGGUUUGGGUACUCCCCUCCUUUCGUUCAGAUUUUCAACAACCCCAGGGGCUUUCUCUUCUUCGUAUGUACACUGUCCUUGAUCCAGGGAAUGACUGCCAUGGGUCUAGUCUACAUCAGUAUCACCACCCUUGAACAUCGCUUCAGCCUGGACAGCUUCAAGAGUAGCUUCAUCUCCAGCGCCUACGACGUCUCCGCACUCUCUGUCUCCCUCCUAGUCACCUACCUCGGUGAGCAGGGCAACAAGCCCAGAUGGAUCGGCGUCGGUUCUGCCAUCUUCAGCCUCGGAUCGGUGAUAUUUGCGCUCCCGCAUUUCCUGACGGGGCUCUACGAUGCGGGCGAAUCGCCGAAUCUCUUGUGUCAAAGGCCUCCCGACAACAUGACUAGGUUGGACAGUUGCGACGGUAGCGGUGGUGCCGAAUCAGAUUUGGCUGUUUUUUACUGGGUAUUUAUCUUAGCACAGGUACUGCACGGAAUCGGAGUGUCACCCCUCUAUACGUUGGGCAUAACAUAUAUGGAUGAGAACUUGCAUGCUAAGGAUUUUGGAUUCUACCUUGGUAUCUUCAAUGCUAUGAGUGCAGCUGCACCAGGCCUGGGUUACGCACUGGGAGGAGUCUACCUCCGGGUCUAUACAGACUUUCAUGUAACGGACAGUGCUUUAGUAUCUCCUAGUGACCCGAAUUGGGUUGGGGCUUGGUGGUUAGGGUUCCUCCCCAAUGGCAGUCUUCUGUUCGUCAUCUCUCUUCUUAUGCUCGGCUAUCCUAAAGCAUUGCCUGGAUCAAAAGAAAUUGCCAGCAAGAGAAAGAGCGAAGUACAGCGGGGCCAGGAGUUUGAGUCUGGUCGAGGCUGGAAGAAGCGUCUGCAGGCCUUUCCGAGGGCCGUUCUCAACCUCAUCACCAAUAUUCCUUUCAUAUGUGUGUGCUUCUUCGUCACAUGAUAAUGUUUCUAUUCUUCUGGACUGUCUGUGUUUGGGCCUAAGUACAUGGAAUCUCAGAUGAAUAUCUCCUCUAGUGAUGCAGCAUUCUAUUUGGGUCUCCUGACGAUGGCUGGCACGGUGACAGGUGCCUUGAUUGGAGGCUGGAUCAUCAAGAGAUUUGACCUCAAGUUCAAAGGUCUCAUUGGGUUUGCCAUGGCAUGUGCCGUAG